AUGGCAGCACAACUGACCCCCGAACUGCAGGACAAGCUGCAAGAGCUUGAGAAGGAGCUCGAGGAAGGCGACAUCACAGAGAAAGGAUUCCAGAAGCGACGAACGCAGCUCCUCUCCCAGUUCAUGGGCCCUGGCUCAUUGGGCGCCUCCGUCGCCAACCAAGCCAGAGGCGGCCUGGGCAUACACUCUCCCGACAACUCCGGACACCCUUCGAGCGAUGGCCACCGCGCAGCCGCUCUCGCCGCCCUGGGCGGUAGAGACUCCGAUCCCAGCAGCCCGACAUCGCCGAGCUCGCACCGUCCACAGUCGCCCUUUGCCCCCCACGGCUCCGGCCACGGCUCCGGCGGCUACGCGUCUCCCGGAUAUCAAUCCCCUGGCCCUGGCUAUACUUCCCCCGAGAUUAACCCCGCCGGUCUCCUUCGACCUGGCGGUCCUGUCGCCGAACAACGGCCGACCAUGAAGCAGCAUAACUCGCUCUUCUUAGGCACGAACAACGAACCGCCGACACGAUCUGGCACUAUGCUCUCGACAGACUACGCCUUCAACCCCGACCAGCAAGGACACUACGUGGACCAUGCUCAAAACCCGUACGACAGUCGGACAGGCACGAUGCUUGACUCAACAGGGUACUUCUCGGGAUUCACCGGUGGGCAGAACUUCGAGCAAGGACAGAACUUCGAGCAAGGACAGAACUUCGAGCAGGGACAAAACUACGACCAGCAGGGUUACGAACAAGGACAGCAGGAAGAGUAUGGCGGAGCACACAGAUACUCGUCGGGCGAGGCCUUCUCGCCCACGGCUGCCAUGGCGCCGCCCAUGCUCACUGCCAACGACCUGCCCCCUCCGGAAGUGCUCGAGUACAUGAUGCCUCUGGAACCGCGCGAUCUCCCGUUCGCGAUAUCCGACCCGCACGAUAGCAAUACUCCCAUGUCCAAGUUCGACAACAUGGCCGCAGUUCUGAGGCAUAGGGGAAGGACAAUGGCCAAGCUUCCCGCAUACUGGGUCCUCGACAACAAAGGCAAGGAAAUUGCCUCCAUCACGUGGGACAAGCUAGCGUCGAGGGCCGAAAAAGUGGCACAGGUGAUUAGGGACAAGAGCUCGCUGUAUCGCGGCGAUCGCGUUGCCCUCAUCUACCGCGACACCGAGGUCAUCGAUUUCGUUAUUGCCCUUCUCGGAUGCUUCAUUGCUGGCGUCGUUGCCGUGCCGAUCAACGACCUGCAGGACUACCAGAAGCUGAAUCUGAUCCUCACAUCGACGCAGGCCCAUUUGGCGCUCACGACCGACAACAACCUCAAGGCUUUCCAGCGUGACAUAACGACGCAGAAGCUGAACUGGCCCAAGGGUGUCGAAUGGUGGAAGACGAACGAGUUCGGCAGCUUCCACCCCAAGCGCAAGGACGAUGUGCCGCCAUUGACGGUUCCCGACUUGGCCUACAUCGAGUUCUCGAGGGCUCCUACGGGUGAUUUGCGAGGCGUUGUCCUGAGCCACCGGACAGUCAUGCAUCAGAUGGCUUGUCUCAGUGCCAUCGUUUCCACGGUGCCAGGAAACGGUCCUGGUGAUACCUUCAGCCGCACUCUCCGAGACAAGAACGGCCGGCUCAUCGGGGCAGGUUCAACGAGCGAAACGCUUCUCUCAUAUCUCGACCCGCGACAGGGCAUCGGCAUGAUUCUGGGUGUUCUUCUCACAGUGUACGGCGGUCACACGACCGUUUGGGUUGAAAACAAGGCCGUUGAAGUACCCGGUCUCUACGCCCACCUCAUCACCAAGUACAAGGCCACUCUCAUGAUCGCAGACUACCCCGGUUUGAAGCGCGCGGCAUACAACUACCAGUCAGACCCCAUGACGACACGGAAUUUCAAAAAGGGCAUGGAGCCCAACUUUCAGACCGUCAAACUCUGCCUCAUAGACACGCUGACGGUGGACGGCGAGUUCCACGAAGUUUUGGCAGACAGAUGGCUGAGGCCACUCCGGAAUCCCCGCGCCCGCGAGGUUGUCGCGCCCAUGCUUUGUCUCCCCGAGCACGGAGGAAUGGUCAUCAGCAUCCGCGAUUGGCUAGGAGGAGAGGAGCGCAUGGGAUGCCCGCUGAAGCUCGAUAUGGGGUCCGACAUUGAGUCCGACGUAGAAGAGAAGGAAGAGGUGAAGCUGGCACCCUCUAAUGGCUUUGGCAGUCUCCUGGGAGGCGGUGCCACCACCACCACCGAGGAGCGCGCUAAGAACGAGCUCAGCGAGGUGCUCCUUGACAGAGAGGCUCUGAAGACAAACGAAGUUGUCGUGGUUGCGAUCGGAGACGAGGCGCGGAAACGUGCUUCCAGCGAACAAGGCACUGUCCGCGUGGGCGCCUUUGGAUACCCGAUCCCCGAUGCCACCCUCGCAGUCGUCGACCCGGAAACCGGUCUGUUGGCGUCACCGCACUCGAUCGGAGAAAUCUGGGUGGACUCGCCUUCGCUCUCUGGAGGCUUCUGGGCUUUGCCCAAACACACGGAGCAGAUUUUCCACGCCCGCCCCUACAAGUUUGACCCUGGCGAGCCGACGCCAACCCUCGUCGAGCCCGAAUUCUUGAGAACCGGCUUGCUCGGUACAGUCAUCGAGGGAAAGGUUUUCGUGCUGGGCUUGUACGAGGAUCGUAUUCGCCAGAAAGUCGAAUGGGUCGAGCACGGCACCGAGGUCGCGGAGCAUCGCUACUUCUUCGUUCAGCACCUCGUUGUCAGCAUUGUAAAGAAUGUGCCCAAGAUCUACGACUGCUCUGCCUUUGACGUAUUUGUCAACGAGGAGCACCUCCCCAUAGUGGUCUUGGAAUCACCAGCCGCCUCGACAGCGCCUCUGACGUCUGGUGGACCACCGAGGCAACUCGAUACGGCACUGCUCGAUUCGCUUGCCGAAAGGUGUAUGGACGUCUUGAUGCAGGAACACCAUUUGAGACUGUACUGCGUCAUGAUCACCGCGCCAAACUCCCUUCCCAGGGUAGUAAAGAACGGACGCCGGGACAUCGGAAACAUGCUGUGCAGGAGAGAAUUCGACCUGGGCAACCUGCCUUGCGUCCACGUCAAGUUCGGCGUAGAGCAUGCGGUGCUCAACCUGCCGAUCGGCGUCGACCCCAUCGGAGGCAUUUGGUCGCCCAUCUCAUCCGACUCUCGAGCGGGGAUCCUCAUGUCGGCUGACAAGCAGUACUCGGGUAUCGACCGAAGAGAAGUUGUCAUCGAUGACCGCACCUCCACCCCGCUCAACAACUUCUCGUGCAUCACCGAUCUCAUCCAAUGGCGCGUGGCCCGACAGCCAGAGGAGCUGGCCUACUGCACGAUUGAUGGUCGUGGCAGAGAAGGUAAAGGCGUUACUUGGAAGAAGUUCGACACCAAGGUCGCCGCUGUGGCGCUGUAUCUGAAGAACAAGGUCAAGGUCCGCCCCGGCGACCACUUGAUUCUGAUGUACACGCACUCAGAAGAGUUCGUAUAUGCCGUCCACGCCUGCAUCAACCUGGGUGCGGUCGUUAUCCCACUGGCUCCCCUAGACCAGAACCGACUCAACGAAGACGUGCCGGCAUUCCUGCACGUCGUCGCCGACUUCCGCGUCAAGGCUAUCCUGGUCAAUAACGAGGUGGACCACUUGGUCAAGCUGAAGCUUGUGUCCAACCAUGUCAAGCAGGCAGCCUCCAUUCUCAAAAUCGGCGUCCCCAAUUACUACAACACUACCAAACCGCCCAAGCAGAGCAGCGGGCUGCGAGACAACGGCAUCACUAUGCAGCCCGCCUGGAUUCAGCCAGGCUAUCCUGUAAUUAUUUGGACAUACUGGACUCCCGACCAGCGCCGUAUUGCGGUUCAGCUGGGACACGACACCAUCCUGGGUAUGUGCAAGGUCCAAAAGGAAACUUGCCAAAUGACGAGCUCCCGUCCUGUCCUCGGGUGUGUGCGUAGUACCACGGGCCUGGGAUUCAUCCACUCGUGCCUGAUGGGCAUCUACAUAGGCACCCCGACCUACCUCCUCUCACCCGUCGAAUUUGCGCAGAAUCCCAUGUCGCUGUUCGUGACUCUUUCUAGGUACAAGAUCAAGGACACCUACGCGACGCCGCAGAUGCUGGAUCACGCCAUGGCGAUGAUGCAGGGCAAGGGCUUUACGCUCCACGAGCUGAAGAACCUGAUGAUCUCGGCCGAGAGCAGACCACGAGUCGACGUGUUCCAAAAGGUCCGCCUGCACUUCGCCGCUACCGGUCUUGACAGGACCGCAAUCAACACCGUUUACUCCCACGUUCUCAACCCAAUGAUCGCCUCGCGGUCCUACAUGUGCAUCGAGCCUAUUGAGCUCUGGCUAGACACCAAGGCACUGCGGAGGGGUCUUGUUUACCCUGUCGAUCCUGAGCAAGAUCCCAAGGCGCUUUUGCUCCAGGAUUCGGGCAUGGUUCCUGUCUCGACACAGAUCGCCAUCGUCAACCCCGAAAGCCGAAUGCUCUGCCACGAUGGAGAGUAUGGCGAGAUCUGGGUCGACUCUGAAGCAUGCGUCAAGGGCUUCUACGGUUCCAAGGACGUCUUUGAUGCUGAGCGAUUCGACGGGCGUACAGUCGAUGGCGACCCUAGUAUUCAGUAUGUCCGCACAGGUGACUUAGGCUUCUUGCACAACGUGAGCAGACCCAUUGGCCCUGGAGGCGCGCAGGUCGACAUGCAGGUGUUGUUCGUCCUUGGUAACAUUGGCGAAACGUUUGAGAUCAAUGGCCUCAGCCACUUCCCCAUGGAUAUCGAGGCGUCUGUGGAACGGUGCCACCGAAACAUCGUCACUGGUGGAUGCGCCGUAUUUCAAGCCGGCGGCCUUGUUGUCGUACUAGCCGAGAUCACUCGCAAGGCCUACCUCGGCUCCGUCGUACCGGUCAUCGUCGACGCAAUUCUCAACGAACAUCAGAUCAUUGUCGACAUCGUGGCGUUUGUUAACAAGGGCGACUUCCCCCGGUCCCGCCUCGGCGAGAAACAGCGCGGAAAGAUCUUGGCUGGAUGGGUCACGCGCAAGAUGCGAACCCUUGCACAAUUCGCCAUCAGAGAUAUGGACCCGGCCAGCAUCAUGGGAGGCGAGCCUAGCACCGCGGACGGACCCGAUCUUCACCGAACUUCCAUAGGCAGUCAAAGAAGCGCGAGCGGCCAGGCCCAUGGCUCUUCAAGUCUGCGGAACGUUGAACACGCACCGCAGAUUCUGGAGCAGGAAGAGUUUCAACAGCAGGUCGGGCAGAUGGCUUCACUUCCACAGCAAGGCCACGACGGCAUUGCGGAGAUGCCCGGUGAUGAGGGACCGUCUUACGCGCAGCAGGGGCAGGCCAACGCGCCUGCAGGUCAUGGGUACGUCCUGCCAGAUUUCGACCGAUUCGGAGGCGACGACGGCCCGCCGCCUGUGGGCGCGAAGCCCGGCGCGGGACAAUCGACGCCGCACAUCAACCUUCCUGGGAUCGAUGGCCGAGAGAACAGAGAUACGUGGAAUAGCGGCCAACAAGGAGGCGGGCAGUCUGACGAGGACUGGACAGCUCAGGCUCUGAUGCACAUGAACCUCGCCAACGACUUGGAGAGAAAGGCGGACUAG
Messenger RNA from Colletotrichum navitas, 5550 nucleotides. Its product is annotated as acyl-CoA ligase. Gene Ontology annotation, cellular component: cytosol. The record is from RefSeq and is a predicted model, not a curated record. The transcript has 4 exons. Bases 1 to 5550 code for a protein of 1849 amino acids. NCBI's taxonomy places the organism in Eukaryota, Fungi, Ascomycota, Sordariomycetes, Glomerellales, Glomerellaceae.